AUGUUUGCCUUAUUUUUUUAUUUAGUGUGCUGCCUUGCCCGGAACGUUACCUUCGAUCCUUCAGGGAUUUCGGAGCUUCUGCAAACAUUCUAUGAGAACCCGGUCACCACGGGGGACGCAUAUGCAGCAUAUCUCUACUAUCUUGAUGCUUACAGGCUUGAUAAGACUCUGUAUAGCACCCAAUACCCUUCGGACAUUCUCUCUGGUCUAAAAACCCAGUCCUUCUCAGAACUGGCUUCUAGCGAGAAGUAUUUCCUUGAGCAGGUCACCACUCUCCCAUUUGCCGAUAGGCUAUACCAAGAAGCUGCGUACAUCGCCACUGCAACCACAGACACGGACUAUUAUAUCACCUUAACUGGCUCUUACUCUACGGACAACAUUGACUGGACGUCAUUCUGGAACUCUUACCACGGCUACUCCUCUACUGAAGCUCCUGAGUCUACUGAAGCUCCUGAGUCAACCUCCUCUGCAAUGGGAAUGAGAGGCUAUGUGGCUCCGGGUCUGAUGUCGGCAUUUUCCCUUGCCCUCAUGUUGUUGUAGAUGCGGAAAGACUUGAUAUGAUUUGGCAGGCUCUAAGUUUCCUCAAUAAGCUCUCAUAACUAGGUCAGCGUUUUAAAUUGUAUCUCUUGUACGCGUAUCAGUAUCGUCAUAAUCAUAAACAGAUAUCGGCGCCUGCCGUAAAGCUGAUGUUUUAGCUCACAAUGAUCAAUUGUGUGGCUUCAUCAUAUAUCCUAACUCUAGCAUUGCACUUGACUCCUCAUCAAGACCCUUGACGUAGAAAUGGGUAGCUAUCAUUAGUUGUCCAAGUAAAUAUAAAAAUGUUGCUUGACGUG
Molecule: messenger RNA, 833 nt
Organism: Ogataea polymorpha
Lineage: Eukaryota; Fungi; Ascomycota; Pichiomycetes; Pichiales; Pichiaceae
Exons: 1
Coding region: 1-540 (179 amino acids)
Source: RefSeq, a predicted model, not a curated record